Molecule: messenger RNA, 1092 nt
Organism: Trichoderma aggressivum f. europaeum
Lineage: Eukaryota; Fungi; Ascomycota; Sordariomycetes; Hypocreales; Hypocreaceae
Exons: 1
Coding region: 1-1092 (363 amino acids)
Source: RefSeq, a predicted model, not a curated record
AUGUUUCGGACACCCUGGAGCAGGCUUUGCGCAGAUUGCGAAGGAAGAUAUAUCAGCCCUACUGAAGGAAGAUGGGGUUUGGACAAUGGUGAUUCUAUCGAAGAUCUCUGGCAACCAUACUCUCUUGAUUUGACUGAAGAAGAAAAACAAGAGAUGAAAAGCACGACGACGAGUGACAUGUGGAAUAAGAUCAUACUCAACAGCAAGCAGCGUGGGCACAUUGUUUCAGGUGCGCCAGUUUUGUAUGAUUGCGUAUAUCAUCCAUUCUUCGAAAAUGCUCGACAAGAAGAUUGGGAGGCUGUUGACAACCUACUUGCGAGACCGUGGUGGUCACGCACCUGGGUAGUGCAGGAGAUUUGGCAGGCAAGGGAAGCUAUACUCCAAUGUGGUAGUUCAACGCUGAAAUGGAAAACAAUUGAAAAGGCCAUGAACUACCAAGAAGCGUGGGAUGAUAUGGGUUGUCUGGUAAAAGGUACCAAAAGAUGGAAAAUUUGGGCAUCGUUGAAGCGGCGGUAUGGGUUAGCGAUCCAUAUCUCUCAAAAGAGACUUCUGGGUAGCAAACUCUCAGAUCUCCUAUGGAACAUUUGGGACAGAGACGCUACUGAUCCGAAAGACAAGGUCUUCGCCGUCUUAGGUCUGGUUGGAAAGGAAUAUAACGAUACUUUGCCUGAUAUCGACUAUUGCAAAACUAUUGAGCAAGUAUAUCGGGAGGCUGCUUCUUUCAUUAUCAUGAAAGAGAAAUCAUUGGACCUUCUGCUUGCUGCAUCCGGCCCAGACCAUAAAGGAAGCCUGCCAUCGUGGGUUCCAGACUGGAGACGAGAAGCAAAUGAACAACGACCAACACUCUUCGUUAACGCUUCUUUUAUGCGCAUACAGUGCUAUUUCAUGGGCUCCACAGAUGCUUUGUAUUUGCAUGGCCAUGGGUACUCUGCGUCUGGCCAUUUGGAGCCUCAAAUAAGCUUCUGCGAUGAUUUCAGCAUUUUAAACGUUCAUGCCUUGCAGCUGGAUACUGUAAGUGAAGUUUCGGCAGACCUUGGAAUUGUUCCCAGUGCCGAAAGCAUUACCCAAUGUGCGCAGUUCAUCCUGUAUUGA